This is a messenger RNA of Sebastes umbrosus (honeycomb rockfish), 1449 nucleotides long. RefSeq names its product CMP-N-acetylneuraminate-beta-galactosamide-alpha-2,3-sialyltransferase 1-like. The coding region runs from base 304 to 1296 and encodes 330 amino acids. The record is from RefSeq and is a predicted model, not a curated record. The transcript has 8 exons. Gene Ontology annotation, molecular function: beta-galactoside (CMP) alpha-2,3-sialyltransferase activity. Lineage: Eukaryota; Metazoa; Chordata; Actinopteri; Perciformes; Sebastidae.
AAUGUUGAAUAUAAAGUUUGGGUUGUCUGCUUCUUAUCAGCGCUGCAGACUGAGAGACGGAUUAACCGCAACUCUUGUGCCAGAUUUAUUUUACUUAACUGGAUGCAUGUUUAACCUUGUGGAUUUAACCUUGUGGAUUUAUUGAUGAGAUGAUUUUCUUUUUUUCCUUUUUUAUUGUCACAGUCUGGAGCAGGAGGACGAAGAUGAUGACCUAGAGUCGCCGGAGAUACUCCGAUACCUGUUUACUCAUUAUAACAGGAAUAGAAGCAGAUUCACUCUCUGAUCAGGCAUCACACAGCCAAGAUGUUUUCAAAGGUGAAGGUGCUCAUUGUCGUGCUGGGUGUGACCAGCAUGUCUGUGUUCUGGAGAGUGUACAUGACGCCGCCACGCUCGCCGCCACGCUUGCCGCCACGCUCGCCGCCACGCUCGCCGCCACGCUCGCCGCCUUGGGACGGAAUCCCCUGUGCUUGUGACAGCUGUUUAUCUGAAGAUGAUCCCUGGUUCACUCAGCGUUUCAACAAAUCUGUUGAACCGUUUCUGUCAGCAAACCACAAUCUGUCAGAGGACGCUUUCAACUGGUGGAAGCAGUUACAGGCUGAAGGACGCAGCUUCAGUACCUACAGAAGAACAGUGGACAGGCUGUUCCAGAUGUUCCCACCCAGUCCAGUUGUUAUAGAACCCAGACCUGACCGCUGCAGGACUUGUGCUGUGGUGGGGAACUCUGGGAAUCUGAAGAGAUCACAUCAUGGACCUCUCAUAGAUUUCCAUGACGUCGUCAUACGAAUGAACACUGGUCGUAUCAAAGGUUAUGAAGCAGAUGUUGGGAGCAGAACAACUCAUCGGAUCAUGUAUCCAGAGAGCGCUGUGGAUUUAGAUAACUCCACCCAUCUGGUGCUGGUUCCAUUUAAGAUACUGGAUCUUGAGUGGAUCACGAAGGCCCUCACCACCGGAUUCUCUGGAAAGUCAUACAAGCCAGUAAAGUCAAAUAUCAAGGCUAACAAGGAUUUGGUGAUGGUCAUGAACCCAGCUUUCAUGAGGUAUGUUCAUGACAUGUGGCUGCAAAAGAAGGGCAGGUAUCCAUCCACUGGCUUCCUGGCUCUGAUUCUUGCCCUGCACAUUUGUGAUGAGGUUCAUGUGUUUGGUUAUGGAGCAGACAGUGAUGGGAACUGGAGCCAUUACUGGGAAAAACUCAAAGACAGGAAGUUAAAAACUGGAGUACAUCCUGGGAAUCAUGAGUAUGGGGUCAUCCAGGAGCUAGCUAUGCAACGAAAACUCACGUUUUAUCAAGGGUGGUGAUCUUUCUCUCAGCAUUUAAAGUAUUCAGGCCAAGAAGCCUUACACAUCUCUUCUGGGACUGACUCCCUUUGCUGCAAACAUUAACUAGAUUAAAACUGUGAGUGGUGAAACAUCCAGAUCUAUGGAGAGGAAAUAAACUACAUGUAAAAUGAA